Molecule: messenger RNA, 1053 nt
Organism: Scheffersomyces stipitis CBS 6054
Lineage: Eukaryota; Fungi; Ascomycota; Pichiomycetes; Serinales; Debaryomycetaceae
Exons: 1
Coding region: 1-1053 (350 amino acids)
Source: RefSeq, a predicted model, not a curated record
AUGAAGCUUCGAACUGUCUAUCUAUUUACAAUUGGAGCAAUCACUGUUCCUAUCUAUGCCAAUUUCUUUGCUAACAAGAUCACUGAAAUCGAUAUAACUAACAAAUACUUUCUUCCCGGGAUCAACCUAGACUUACUUGGUGACGAUGCUGACUACACCAAAAUUAAUUUGGAUGCCCAGAGAUAUGAAGAAGACGUGCAAGAGUUCAGUAAACAUAUUGUUGCUCUUCGCGAUAAAGAUACGGAAUUCACUGCUCAAGAAACAAUAAUUGAUUUGACAGACACUGAUGAUCUGAUUAAUUUUUCCCAAAUAACGAAGUAUAAAUUGAGUCGCCGUGAAGAUUUAAAUGAAGCAAGAAUGAACUAUAUUCUUGAAACGAAUCCCAAGGGCGUGGUAGUCUUUGAAGAUACUAAAAAGGUUUUAGUUGCCGAUCCCAACGAUAUUCUCUAUAAGAGUAAUGACGAGCUAAAAAGAAGAGUCGAAGCUGGGGAAAAGUUCAAAUAUACAGAAGUUGAUUUAGGCAAUGAUUUUGAGAGCCAAAUCACAUACGAACCAAUAAUGGUUCCAUUAACUGGAUGUUUAAAGUUUCCAUUGGGAAGAGGAACAGGUUCUGUAGCCUUCUCUUACAGCGUCGGGCUUGAAAUGAACAUUAACGGUGAAGGUGGAAUUUCAUACUCACCUUCUCAAACUGAACAGAAUAUCACAGUUAAACUUGCCAUCUCAUAUUCUACCAAUUUGAAGGUAACUAAGAGAUUCUCCAUAACCGGAACUCACACAUGUUCUUCCGCUAAUGGAGCAGGCGUUAGAUUGUUCUACAGACCAGGGGUUCUAGAAGUUAUACCAAAGACCAGAAAUAUAAUAGUUGAUGGGCUCAGAAGAUACAUGUUCAAUGAAGUCUGGCAACCGCUCAAGGCUAUUAAACAUCUUGUUGAUACUGCUCCUAUAUUCUAUUGCGGAACAGAAGAUAAAAUGAAUCUAAGAUGUGGAUCUCCAACAAUUACGUAUGUUGACAAAAAUGGAAACGAUUUCAAGUCAACAAAUUAUGAACAUUAA